Molecule: messenger RNA, 1009 nt
Organism: Pecten maximus
Lineage: Eukaryota; Metazoa; Mollusca; Bivalvia; Pectinida; Pectinidae
Product: calmodulin-like
Exons: 3
Cellular component (GO): myosin II complex
Molecular function (GO): calcium ion binding
Source: RefSeq, a predicted model, not a curated record
GAAUGAUUAACGUCUUUAAUAACUUGAAUGUUCAAAUAAGUUUAUUUGUAACUAUUUGGUAAUGAAAACCAAUUCAUGUUAAUUGUAGUUAAUUCAAACAUGUUCAGUCCUUCAUAAAAUCUAGCGGAAGAUUUUGAACAUAAACUACCUGUAUAUCUUUAUUAUCAUUAACAGGUAUGUAUGAAUUCUUUCUUUCAAUUGAUGAAUUUAAAACUGUAUUUGUCAUCACUUACAUAAUAUUUUGUUGACACAAGUUAGUCUACAAAAGUUGUCAUAACUUGUGCCUAAUCCUUUUUACCUGUUUUGGACAAUGAAAUAUGUUUAAAGUGAAGGUACUAUUUAUCUCAUAAUCAGUCUGUAAUCCAACAAACAAUGUAAACAAUGACGUUUCUUCGUGAAUGGAAACAAGUGCACAACGAAAUGCCUUCCAUCGUGUAACGUUUCCUCCACAUUUUGACUUUAAACCUGUCUUUUUCUGAAAUAUGUGAUAAAACUUUAUUUCCAUUUCAUGUGAGAUUUUGUAAAACUUGUCUCGGAGUUUUCAAUUGCACUAUAUUUAAUUAAUUUGAUGAUGUUUUAAAAUUAUGUUAAAUUCGAUUUUAUUUUAUUUUCAGAAAUUAAAAGAACAUUUGAACUUUUCGAUAAAGACAAAAAUGGUAAAAUAACGGAAACAGAACUCACUGACGUCAUGCGAGCUUUAGGUCAAAAUCCUACGUCACAACAUGUGCGGUCAAUUAUAGCGGAAGUGGAUAAGGACAACGAUGGUGAGAUUGAUUUUGAAGAAUUCGUUUCUAUGAUGUCAAAAAAAUGGCGUGACCUAGAAAAAGAGGAAGAGGAAAUAAAGAAAGCUUUCAAGGUUUUUGACAGAAAUGGAGAUGGUAUGAUUGAAAUGCGUGAAUUGAAAGCUGUCCUAACUGGUUUGGGUGAAAGGAUGACAGAGGAAGAAUUUCAGGAUCUCAUGCGCGGAGGCCCAGACCCUAAACGGAAAGGGGGGCAUCACAUACAAAAG